UUGUCCGCCCCUUAAUCCGGUUGGCUCAGAGACUGCCCGCAGGCCAAUUUGUAAGUGGUUUGCGGAGCUGCCAAUCAAAGCAGACAUCCUCUCCUCAGGCUGUGGCCACGAACAUCUCAGUUGCUGCGUGGAGAGAUUUGACGGAGGGGCACUCCUGUGCAUGGACCAUCACUGUUCUGCAAUCCGCCGCCUGCUCAGCGUUUUUUGUUUUUGCAUGUCAGGAGAGGAGGAACUCGUCGCCGGGUCCGCGGCUGUUUGUCUUUUCGUAUCGCUUCUCCCCUCCGAUGUCACUCUAAUUAACCGGAGGCAUGUGGAAUCGCACCGGGAUUAACGUUAGGAAUUGCUUGCCAAUAUUGUGCCUCCUGUUAGCGUUAUGGACAGAGGUGUCCCAGUCAACCGGCUAUUUCGAGCUGCAGCUGAUCUCCGUGGAGAAUCUGAAUGGCGAGUUGGCGGACGGGGAAUGCUGCGACGGCACCAGGAACUCCCAGGACCUCCGCUGCACUCAAGACGAGUGUGACACUUACUUUAAAAUCUGCCUGAAGGAGUACCAGAUGGAGGUCACCACCAACGGCCCUUGCACGUUCGGAGCUGGAUCUACUGAAGUUCUUGGUGGAAAUAUGUUUUCUAUUACAAACGCAAAGAUGAACCCAAAUAAGAUUUUGAUCCCCUUCCAGUUCGCCUGGCCGCGGACAUUCACCUUGAUUUUAGAGGCCUGGGACUGGGACAACGGCACACGAAACAUUGAUGAGGAGCUGCUUAUCGAACGCAGCAUUCACACUGGAAUGAUCAAUCCCGGCGACCCCUGGCAGACCAUCCCGUACGACGGGCCGGUGGCUCGCCUCGUCUAUCGUAUCAGAGUGCGGUGCGAUGACAACUACUAUGGCAACAAGUGCAAUAAGCUGUGUGUACCACGUGAUGACUACUUUGGCCAUUAUCGCUGCGAGCCUUCAGGGGCCCAGGUGUGCCUGGAUGGCUGGAUGGGCUCCGACUGUAGGACAGCGAUCUGCAAGCAAGGGUGCAACCUGUUACAUGGCAGCUGCUCUGUCCCAGGGGAAUGCAAGUGUAGCUAUGGCUGGCAGGGACAAUUCUGUGACGAAUGUGUGCUUUACCCCGGAUGCGUCCAUGGGACCUGCAACAUCCAGUGGCAGUGCAACUGCGAGAGGAACUGGGGCGGACUGCUGUGUGAUAAAGAUCUAAAUUACUGCGGUCGCCACCAGCCCUGUGUCAACGGAGGAACUUGCAUGAACACCGAACCAGAUGAGUACUACUGUGCCUGUCCACAGGGAUACUCCGGCAAGACCUGUCAGAUAGCCGAGCACGCCUGUGUUUCCAAUCCUUGCGCCAACGAUGGUACAUGCCACGAGGUUCCCACAGGUUUUGAGUGCCUGUGUCCGCCAGGCUGGGAGGGUCUGACCUGUGCCAACAAUUUGGACGAGUGUGCCUCCAGUCCAUGUGCUCAGGGUGGAACAUGCAUCGACCUGGAGGACGGCUUCAAGUGUGUGUGCCCUCCGCAGUGGGAGGGAAAGACAUGCCAGAUAGAUAUCAACGGCUGCAAUGGUCAGUGCCGGAAUGGCGCAACAUGCAAGGAGGGCCCGAGGGGUUACCACUGCCAGUGCCCUCCAGGUUUUGUCGGCACUCACUGUGAAAUCCAGAGGAAUAAGUGUGACAGCAGACCAUGCCAGAACGGCGGCCGGUGCCACGCCGUGUUGGACGGCUUUGUGUGUCAGUGCCCACCACAGUUUGCUGGACAGCUGUGUGAGGUGAGUCUCGUGUUCCACAGUCCACGAUGUUGUGAUCCAAACUGUGUGGAACGGGCAUAGUGCCACAGCAUGAAGGACUUCUACUGCGCGUGUGCCGAAGGCUACGAGGGAAAGACAUGUGAACGGCUUAAGGAGAACUGCCAAACCACCCCCUGUCAAGCGAUUGACAGCUGCACUGUUGCUGUAGCGACCAACGACUCAGGAGUGCGGCACAUCUCUUCCAACGUCUGUGGUCCACGAGGACGCUGCAUCAGUCAGCCAGCGGGCAACUUCACCUGCAUGUGUGAUCCAGGUUUCAGCGGCAUCUACUGUCAUGAAAAUAUUAACGACUGCAUCAACAACCCCUGUGGAAACGGAGGGACCUGCAUUGACGGAGUGAACUCCUUUCAGUGCUUCUGUGCUGACGGCUGGGAGGGUCGACUCUGUGACAUCAAUGUCAACGAGUGCACACACAAUCCGUGUAAGAAUGGCGGACGCUGCGUCGACCUGGUGAACGACUUCUACUGCGAGUGCGCCAACAACUGGAAGGGCAAGACCUGCCAUUCACGCGAGAGGCAGUGUGACGCAACCACCUGCAGUAACGGAGGCACUUGCUCCGACCACGGGGAUGCCUUCCGCUGUGCGUGUCCACCUGGUUGGGGAGGGAACACAUGCAACACAGCCAAGAACAGCACAUGCGCCUCCAGUCCUUGUUCCAACGGUGGAACCUGUGUGGGAGGAGGAGACACCUUCACCUGUAUCUGCAAAGAGGGCUGGGAGGGCCCCACCUGUGGCCAAAAUAUAAAUGACUGCAACCCUCAUCCAUGUUACAAUGGCGGUAUCUGUGUCGAUGGAGUCAACUGGUUUCGCUGUGAGUGCGCUCCCGGUUUCGCCGGACCCGACUGCAGAAUCAACAUAAACGAGUGCCAGUCUUCACCAUGUGCCUAUGGCGCCACCUGUGUUGAUGAGAUCAAUGGUUUCCGUUGCAUCUGUCCGCUUGGAAGAUCAGGAGCCCGAUGCCAAGAGUUUAUAGGUAUUGGAAAGAUUUGCCACUAUGCUGGGCUGCAGUUUCCCCAUGGCAGCCGCUGGGAGGAAGAGUGCAACAGCUGCCAUUGCAUCAAUGGCAAAGUGGAUUGUACAAAGGUGCUGUGUGGUCGUCGUCCCUGCCGGCUCCAGUCUUCAGGCCAUGACCCGAGACAGCAGUCCUGCCCGACUGGACAAGAGUGUCUGGAGCACAGUUACCUCACCUGCUUCAACCCCCCUUGCCAUCAGUGGGGGGUUUGUUCCAUGGCUAGACCCUCACCUCCACAAGCAACUACCAAAUGCCAGCCAAACACUGGGCAUUUGGACAACAGCUGUGGCCGCAUAACACUCGUUUUCAACAGAGACAAAGUACCACCUGGAACAACAGUGGAGAACAUCUGCUAUGAACUGAGGUAUCUUCCUGACACCCGAAGCUUGGCAAAAGAACACGUCCUUCUCCUGCUGUGUGACCUCUCUCAUUCAAAUCAAGAUGCUGUAGAGGUGGCUAUAUCUUUCCAGCCAGAGGAUCUACCAGACCACAGUCUAAUCCAGGAGGCAGCCAGUGCCAUAGUGGGCAGCUUGUCCAAGCCACAUAACAGCUCCAUAAUGCUGGCAGUCAUUGAGGUCAAAGUGGAAACACAGGUCAUGCCCCAGUCAGUGGAUUACCUGGUGCCUCUACUUUGUGUGGUUUUCUGCUUGCUCUGCCUCUUCUGCACCAUCGUAUGUGUUUGGUGGACACGCAAACGGAGAAAAGAGCGUGAGAGGAACGCACGAUCAGCAGACGACGACAACGUGAACAACCAGUGGCAGCCACUUCGGCCAGUCGUGGGACGUCAGCAGCAGCAGCAGCUGAAAGAAAGCAACAGGGACGCCGAGCAGGAGCGCAAAAAGCUCAUGGGCCCCUCCUAUCGGACGUGUGAUGAAGGGGAGGAGGAGGAGGAGGAGGAGGAGGAGGAGGAGGAGACGGAAGGCGAGCUUGAGCUCGAAGAGGAGUGUGGUGGAGCGGAGGCAGGAAAGCAGCCGGUUUAUAAGUACUCUAAAACUGCAAUGCAGUCCAGUGGGGGAGUGAUCUGUACCAUGCACAGCUCCAGUUCACCCCUUAAAGCGCCCCACCGGACCAGCUACAGCCCCAAAGACAACCGCUGGAAAAAUGUCAGUGCUGUCUUGACUAGUCAAAAAGACCUCAGAGACCAUUGUGUAUAGGAAAUUUAAACAAAGUACUCGCAAUGUGGAAUGAUAGAAACUGCAAGGCAGUAGACUAUUCUUAUUUUUUGAUUACCUUUGAAAAGAAAAAGAGGCUUUGUGUUUUAUUAAGCCGUUCUUUGUUUUCAUGUUUUUGUCACUGUCACCUGAAAUAAUUUUUUAUUCCCGAGGCUAAAGUACAGUGAACAUCCUUAUUUUUUUUUUCUUCUGUUCACUUUUUUUCUUUAAUUAUGUACAGAAGAGCUGAAAUGUAACAAUUUUUCAGGGGGCAAAAGAAGCUCUUUGCAAUUUUUGUUUAUGGAAUUGUACCAUUUAAAAAAACAAUGAAUCAUCGAAAGGAGAAAAAACAAAAACCUGUAUAAAGAUUUACUUGUUUACAGAUGAUUAUGAUUUUGUUGAAUUGUCAGCGGGGUCCUGUUCAGUGUCUGUAGGGGAGCAGAUACACAUUAAAGGGACAGUAAAGGAAGGGUUUUGAGGGAAAUGGCCUGUUGCAGCCACAGUUGCUCUGUCUCUUUCCAGUUUUGCCCACUGAUCCACCUGUGGCCGUCAUGCGCCAGCCUUACCAAAACACUUGGCCUGGAGGGGAGAGGGGACAGAAACCCCAGUGCCUACUAUGUGGCCUUCCAUUUUUUUCUCCUGUCUCUCAGUUGUCUUGGCUGAAAGCUCUGUUUGAGGAUUUUUUGCAGUAUUUGAGUUGGUAGCAAGUGCCUUUCUAAGAGCCGUGUCGAGGCUCCAAGUCGCGCUGCCCAGUUUGACCUCCGUGUUCUCAAAUCUCAAAGGGAUAUAAGUGUACAUCUAGAGUUCAAUUUCACAGCAACACCAUUCAAGGUAUUUGAUCAAAACAGAAAUGAAUACUCUGUAUAUAUGUGUAAAUACUAAAGGAGUCGCUGUGUAUAUUUGAAAUAAGUAACUUAAAGACAAGUCACACAUUUUUAUUAUUAUUAUUAUUAUGAUUUAAUUUUAUUAUUAUUAUUUUUUACAACGCCAUUCAUUUUAUUUAUGCCAGUUGAAUUAGGCAUGUUUUAUGACACUUCAUAUCCAAAGUCCCACGGUUAAGAACUUUUACAAUGAGGUACCAUCUAUGAAGGAAUUUCUGAAGGGUUUAUAAAUUGUUAGUAAUGAGGACGCAUUUCUUUUUUUGUGACUGACUGUCACAUCAACAGUUGUGGCUAUCUCUUUAUGGCAAAUCAGUGAUACCUUUAAUUACCAUAAAAUAACUGGCUAAAAGAUAGAAAGCUACUUUCAUUUACAAUUUAAUAAUAAAACUAUUUUUUUCUGGCUAUAUGUGGUACAACAAUACUAAAUUUGGUCUCAGGCUUCAGCUACCUUUUGCACUGUAAUUCUUCUACCAGCAUGGCAAUAUUAACCAAUUAGUCUAUGUCAACAGUUGUUUGACGGCAAGCAUUAUGGAUAGUUUUUGGAUGCAAAAAAAUCCAAAUUCUUUAGCACUUAAUUUUCUCUAUUAAAAAAAAAACUGAGGAAAACCUGUAUUAGCUAAAUGUAUAACUGAUUAAUCCGUGUUCUUAUUAUUUCAUAAUUGCAUCGUGAAACCGAUUUUUAAUAUAGUCAUAAAGGGGAAGUCAAAAAUGUAUCAAAUGGGGCAGGAUAGUUCUGUCACACUGCUAUUUAGAGACUGACAGUUGCCAGUAUGGCCACUCCUCAAUCCUUGAUGUACCAGUAGGUGUUUUGCAGUAGGUCCGUUUUUAUUUACUCUAUUAGAGGUAUCACUGAUUUUGGUUGUUUAUUCAGGAUUUGGUUAACAAGAAAAUUCACCAGUAGCUUUUCGCAGGCAGUGUUGCAAAGCUGCCAACAUUAUAGCCUUAAAAAGUUCUCAAAUCAUUUCUAAACCCAUCACAAACCCUUUUCUUUCAGGUGCCUUAAUGUAAUGAGUAAUGCAUUAUAUUUGUAUCAUCUUUUUAUGUUGGUUUGUUUUCAAUAUUAAGGAAAGUAACUUUAAAACAUUGUGUGUUGUAUAGUGGCGUGUUUUAUUCGCCUGAGUAAAGUGCUCUCCUUGUCUCACUUUGCUGUCAUGGAGAUUUCUUGAAUAAAACACUUAAUGGAGGAUUUGAGAGAGAGAAAAAAAAAAAGUCCACUACGACUCUUUUGAGUGUCAUGAAUGUGGAUGUCAGUCGGUCAAAUGUGGACAUGCAUUAGCUUCGUGUUUGGUUAAAAGGCUUUAAUGAAGGGAACAAUAUUUGCAGUUGCAAAUGUUUUGCUACCAUGCAGGUGUGUUUUUUGUAGUUACCAACUCAGUUCAAAAUGACCCCUUUUUCAUAUCAUGUCAUUGUCUCAAAACUGCAUCGUAUUUUCUGUAAAUGGGACACAGCAAAAUAUAGAAUUAAAGAUGCAUCACUGCUGGUGUUAAAAGAUGAAUAUGCAUAUUGUAUACAUUUUAUUCUACAAGUGACAGUUCGUUUUAUACAAAGUUUUCCAUUCUUUUAGUGGAUGUUUCACUGUUCUAAUUAAUCAUCCCAGUUAUUUAUUAAAGCCGUUUUGUUCAA
Messenger RNA from Etheostoma spectabile (orangethroat darter), 6466 nucleotides. RefSeq names its product jagged canonical Notch ligand 2b (gene jag2b). Gene Ontology annotation, cellular component: membrane. NCBI's taxonomy places the organism in Eukaryota, Metazoa, Chordata, Actinopteri, Perciformes, Percidae. Gene Ontology annotation, molecular function: Notch binding; calcium ion binding. The record is from RefSeq and is a predicted model, not a curated record. Gene Ontology annotation, biological process: Notch signaling pathway; multicellular organism development; cell communication.